Molecule: messenger RNA, 2097 nt
Organism: Rotaria sp. Silwood2
Lineage: Eukaryota; Metazoa; Rotifera; Eurotatoria; Philodinida; Philodinidae
Source: the annotation of a GenBank genome assembly
AUGUCUUAUCGUUUGUCAGAUGCAGGUCGUUUUCUACGUGGAUUGACUCAAUUAAGUCAACAAAUAAUUAAUGAAGCGACUAAAUCAGGUGAUCCUCGUCGACGUUCAUCUUAUAUAAUUGAACCUUUAACUGAAUUAAUAUCAAAUGGUUUCGAUCAAUUGACUCGAAUUAAUAUUUCGAAUACUAUAUCUAAGACAACAUGGAAAUCAAGUGUUCUUAUUCGUCAAAGUGGUAUUGCAAUGACUAAUGCUAUUCGAUCUUCACCACCAUCAACAAGAACAUUUGUAACUCAACCAAUCGAAGAUAGAAUAACAACUGCAACUAUUUUAAAUAGAGAUAAAAUUUUAAUCCCAACUCUUCCUGAGAAGAAUCUAUCUACAGUGACAAGAACCAAUAAUUUAGUACAAGAAAAAGUUUCAAUUUCCGCUCAUCCUCCUACCAUAGAUACACCAACAGUGAAAACAAUAAUAACAACAACUAGUCUAGCUACAGAUCAAAUUCUAAUUUCAGCUCAUCCUAAAAUAGAUUCUACUCCUGUAGUAGAAUCAUCGCCUAUUGAACAAAAAUCUGAACAAUUAAUAUCUGACAAAGUAAUAGAUAAUGUUCCAUAUCAUCCGACUGAAAAACCAGUUAACUUCUUUACACCAACAACUACAAUAGAUUCGGUAAAAGUUAAAUCAACUUCUUCUACAAUAGAUGAACCAACAUCACCAUUAAUAUUGGAGGAAAACCAAAAUUUAAUUUCAAUACCACCACCAACAAAUAUGGAAGCUCAAGCACGAUCUGUUCCAACAACAAGAAUUGGUCGUUUAGCAAGUUUUGGUUCUCUUGCUGCUGGUCUUGGUGUUGGUGCUUUAGGUUCAAUAGUUCGACGUUCAGUUGGACUUGAAACAGUAUCUUCAAACGCUGCUCUUUCGCCAUAUUUAUCUAAAGCUAAUGCUGAACGUAUUGUUAAUACAUUAUGUAAAGUACGUGGUGCUGCACUUAAAUUAGGUCAAAUGAUAAGUAUUCAAGAUAAUUUUCUUAUUCAAGAAGAUGUUCAACAAAUAUUUGAACGUGUUCGUCAGCAAGCAGAUUUUAUGCCUGAAUGGCAAAUGAAUGAAGUAAUGACGAAUGAAUUUGGUGCUAACUGGCGUGAUCAAUUUGAAGAAUUUCAUGAUCGACCAUUUGCUGCUGCGAGUAUUGGUCAAGUUCAUUAUGGUAUUUUAAAAGAUAAUAAAAGACGUGUUGCUGUUAAAAUUCAAUAUCCCGGUGUAGGUAAAUCAAUUGAAAGUGAUAUUAAUAAUUUAGUUGCAUUACUCAAUUUUUGGAAUAUUAUACCUCGAGGUUUGUAUAUUGAAACUGUUAUAAAAGUUGCUAAACGUGAAUUAAAUUGGGAAGUUGAUUAUAUACGUGAAGCUGACUGGGGUCGUCGUUUUCAAUAUUGGUUUAGAGAUUAUCCAUUAUAUCGUAUACCUGAUAUAAUAGAUAAUUUAUCAACAAAAAAUGUUUUAACAACAACAUAUUUCGAUGGUAUUACUCUUGAUAAAGCCGUUAAUGCCGAUCAAGAAACACGUGAUCUUAUUGGUAAAUCAAUAUUAGAAGUAUGUUUAUUAGAAUUAUUUAAAUUUAAAGCGAUGCAAACCGAUCCAAAUUGGUCAAAUUUUUUAUAUAAUCCAAUAGAUAAAACAAUUGGUCUUAUAGACUUUGGUGCAUCACGUACUUUUAAUCCAAUAUUUAUUGAUACUUAUAUAAAAAUAAUUCGUGCUUCAGCUGAUAAUGAUCCUGAACGUAUUCGAGAUUUAUCAAUUAAAUGUGGAUUUUUAACUGGUUAUGAAACACGUGAAAUGGUAAAUGCACAUGUUGAUGCUGUUAUGAUAUUAGGUGAAGGUUUUCGUACAGAUGAUAAAUUUGAUUUUGGUUUACAAAGUACAACAAAAAAUAUACAUAAAUUAAUACCAGUUAUGCUUAAACAUCGUUUAACACCACCACCAGAAGAUUCAUAUUCUUUACAUCGAAAAAUGUCCGGUGCAUUUUUACUUUGUACGAAAUUACGUUCAAAAGUUUAUUGUAAACCACUCUUUGAACGCAUAUGGAAAGAGUAUAAAUCAUCAUAA